AUGCGGGAGGCGCCAGAUCUCCGGAUUAACACUCUCUCGGAUGCAGUCACUAUGGGAUAUGCAACUGCGGUUCUCGCUCUUCUCUUCCCGGCCUUGAUCCUCCUCCAUCUCUUCGUCGCUCCAUACACUAAAGUCGAGGAGUCGUUCCACGUCCAGGCUGUACAUGAUAUCCUAGCCAACGGACUACCAAAUGGCUUUAAUGACCCAACUCUCAACCGCGCCGACUAUGACCAUUUCUCUUUCCCCGGGGCUGUUCCUCGGAGCGCCAUUGGCGCUGCGGCGCUCGCUAUGCUCUCGAAGCCUGUCAUCUUGUUGAAUGAGGGGAUCAACCGCCAGGUAUUAGCUCGCGCUAUCCUGGGCCUAGUUAAUGCCUCCUCUCUAGCAAUCUAUGCAAGAGGCCUGCGCCGCACGUUUGGCCAGCCAACAGCGAUCUGGUAUAUCCUAUUCCAAGCAAGCCAGUUCCACAUGAUAUUCUAUGCCUCAAGGCCCCUAUCAAACAUGUUCGCCUUCAGCAUCACAACGCUAGCAAUGUGUCUGCUCCUCCCAAACCUUCGUCGUUCAACACCCCAAGACCAAAAGCAAUGCGGCCUUGCACUCGCCCUCCUCACCACCGCAGGCGUAGUCUUCCGCUCCGAACUAGCCCUCCUAGUCGGAACACAGACUCUCUCCCUCCUAGUAACAAGACGGAUCAAUCUCAGAAACACCGUCAUCGCAGGCCUAACAGGCCUCACAACCGGCCUAGCCCUGACAGUCUAUCUUGACAGCACCUUCUGGCAGAGCUUCCCCCUCUGGCCUGAGUUCGAAGCCUUCCGCUUCAACGUGCUGGAAGGCCAAUCCUCAGAAUGGGGAACAGAGCCGUGGUCAUUCUAUUUCCUGAACUCCCUCCCCCGCCUCCUCUUCAAUCCCCUCUCCUACCUGAUCGCCAUCCCCGUCGCCCUCCGACAAACAGCGACCCGAUACUCAGCCCUGGCACUUCUAGUCCCAGCGCUUUCCUUCGUCGCACUAUACAGCUUCCAGCCUCACAAGGAAUGGCGUUUCAUCGUCUACAUCAUUCCCUCACUCACGGCUGUAGCUGCGCUCGGCGCUGCGUAUCUCUGGACGCACCGCUCGCGCUCGCUUUUCGCACGUCUGGCAACACGCGCACUAGCUAUCUCGACACUCGCUAUGUUCUGUUUGUCGAAUUUUGUUCUCCUCCCGGCCUCAGCAGCGAAUUACCCCGGUGGUCAGGCUAUUGAUGCCAUGCAUUACCAACACAAUCUUCUCCACGGUACGGGUUUGCAUUCUGAAAAUAACAACCCACCUAUCAAUGUUUACCUAGGUAAUCUCGCCUGCCAAACGGGCGUAACACGCUUCUUGCAACAGCCCCCUUCGUCGGGGUGGGUAUACGACAAAACCGAAGACAAGACUGUUAAGUCUACUACUGGGUUUUGGGACCGAUUUGAUUAUGUCGUUGUCGAGGCAGAUGCAGAGUCCGGGUUCAUGGAUGCCGAUGAGACGAGUCUCCGGCGCGCACUUCCUUCUUCCGAUUGGGAGAGGGUGCAUGUAGUUGAUUCGUUUGCUGGCAUUUCAGUUUUGAAGCCUGGGGUUCCUGCUACGGGGACUGCUGAGCGACGCCUUAUUGGUGCUGUUGCUGGUGCGCGUGCUGUUGAUUUGUUUGAGGGUCUGUGCGAGUAUGUGAGGAACUCUUUGUUGCGCGGGUGGUGGGUUGAGAUCAAGAUGAGACCGAGGGUUCAGGUGUUGAGACGGGAAGUAGGGUGA
Penicillium vulpinum is the source of this 1758-nucleotide messenger RNA. RefSeq names its product dolichyl-P-Man:Man(7)GlcNAc(2)-PP-dolichol alpha-1,6-mannosyltransferase. The record is from RefSeq and is a predicted model, not a curated record. Gene Ontology annotation, biological process: protein N-linked glycosylation. Gene Ontology annotation, cellular component: endoplasmic reticulum membrane. The transcript has 4 exons. Bases 1 to 1758 code for a protein of 585 amino acids. Lineage: Eukaryota; Fungi; Ascomycota; Eurotiomycetes; Eurotiales; Aspergillaceae. Gene Ontology annotation, molecular function: alpha-1,6-mannosyltransferase activity.